UUUAGUAUUCUAAAGUUUCAAGGCACCAGAAAACCCCCAAAAGAAAAAAAAAAGAAAAAGAGUUCCAACACACUCCCUUUUCUCAAUUUCUGCUCUUAUUGAUCUUAUGGAGUGGACAAGAGGAGCCAUAAUUGGCCGGGGCUCUACCGCCGCCGUAUACCUCGCAUCCGGAUUAUCUUCUGGUGACAUAUUCGCAGUCAAAUCCACCGAGCUUUCUCUCUCCAAACUCUUGCGAAAAGAGCAAUCUUUCCUCUCAAAGCUAAACUCUCCUCAUGUCGUUAAGUACAUGGGUUUUGAUAUCACGAACGAGAACGAUCACCUUCUCUACAAUCUUUUCAUGGAGUACCUACCACGUGGCACGCUCAGAGACGAAAUCCGGAGGCAAGGAGGGAAGCUAGACGAGACCAAGAUCAGAAGAUACACAUGGGAUAUUCUCCAUGGUUUGGAGUAUCUUCAUUCGAAUGGAUUGGUCCAUUGCGAUGUCAAGAGCUCGAAUAUCUUGAUGGGAAGUAAGAACGUCAAGAUUUCCGAUCUGGGUUGUGCUACAACGGUCGGAGAAGUUACCGGAGAUGGAAAUUCCGGCUUGGGAAAGUUUUCCGGUACACCAGUUUUCAUGGCGCCGGAGGUAGUCAGGCGAGAAGAACAGGGUUUUGAAGCUGAUAUUUGGGCUCUUGGCUGCACAGUAAUUGAAAUGGCCACCGGAAAGAAUCCUUGGCCGGAGGUAGAUGACCCUUUAUCGGCUCUUUACCGAAUCGGGUUUUCGGAUGAUUUACCGGAGUUUCCAAGCUGGUUUUCCUUGAAAGCUAAGGACUUUUUGGGAAUUUGCUUGAAAAGGGAUCCGAAACAGAGGAUGGCAGCUACAGAGCUUCUGAAACAUCCAUUUUUCGAAGAGUUGAGAUCUGAGACAGAGCAAAUGAAGGAGCUUGUAGCCUCUACUUCUUCUUCUUCUUCUCCAAAGAGUGUUUUUGAUCAAAAUGUUUGGGACUCGUUUGAUGAAGAGAACCAUGAAGUUUCUUCUUUGAGCUCUGCUUCUGAAAGAAUAGAGAGAUUGGUUGGUGACUCUGUCUUAACAGUUUCGAAUUGGUCUUCGGACCAAGAUUGGAUCACAGUUAGGAGUAAUGUCGUUGAAGAAAGUGAUGAUGAGCUUUCGGAUAUAAACGAUACUUUAGAGAUGUCGUUUUUGGGAGUUCAUUUGGAAGAGCUUAAUGUAAAUACUAUUAAUACUGUCAAAGCUAGUAGAAAGAGAUGUUUUUUAGUGGCAUUUGGGAGUGUGGAAAUUGAUAUUGUACCUGGAAAAGUUUCAAAGCAAAAAAAUGAAAAAAUUAGUUCUGUUCGAUACCAAUUGUUUUUAUCACCAUUUUUUUUCUAAGGACAAAGUUAAUCUUGAAUGGAAUUAGAACGAGAGCAAAAUUAAUAUUAUAUAAGUAGACCAUUCUUUGUAACUAAGAUUCUUUUCUUAAUACACC
Messenger RNA from Humulus lupulus (European hop), 1466 nucleotides. RefSeq names its product mitogen-activated protein kinase kinase kinase 17-like. The transcript has a single exon. Gene Ontology annotation, molecular function: protein kinase activity; ATP binding. The record is from RefSeq and is a predicted model, not a curated record. NCBI's taxonomy places the organism in Eukaryota, Viridiplantae, Streptophyta, Magnoliopsida, Rosales, Cannabaceae. The coding region runs from base 107 to 1369 and encodes 420 amino acids. Gene Ontology annotation, biological process: protein phosphorylation.